This is a messenger RNA of Gavialis gangeticus (Gharial), 3789 nucleotides long. RefSeq names its product RAB guanine nucleotide exchange factor 1 (gene RABGEF1). Gene Ontology annotation, molecular function: guanyl-nucleotide exchange factor activity; zinc ion binding; DNA binding. The transcript is spliced from 11 exons. Bases 311 to 1930 code for a protein of 539 amino acids. The record is from RefSeq and is a predicted model, not a curated record. Gene Ontology annotation, biological process: vesicle-mediated transport. Gene Ontology annotation, cellular component: cytosol; endocytic vesicle. NCBI's taxonomy places the organism in Eukaryota, Metazoa, Chordata, Crocodylia, Gavialidae.
AAGAGUCAAUCGACUGCAAGCACAAGCCCACCAACUCCGAGCAAAAGAAAUUGGACCUUUGCUUUGGCUUGUUGGAGACUCAAAGGAGGAUCCAUGAUAUGAAGAACAAAUAGGGGGAAGGCGAGGCUAAGGAGAUUCAACAUCUUGCUGACAUUCAUGAUAUGCAUGGUUUCUUUAGCGCCAUCAAAGCUGCAGUAAUUGAAGCCCUGUACUGUUUACAUGCAGCUCAGAUUUUGACUAUAUGCCAGUUACAACUGAUGCUCGUAUAUCACGAGGUACUGUCAGGCAGAGGUGCUGCUGAGGGAAGAAAAUGAGCCUAAAAUCUGAACGCAGAGGAAUUCACGUUGAUCAGUCAGAGCUACUAUGCAAGAAAGGAUGUGGUUACUAUGGGAACCCGGCCUGGCAGGGCUUCUGCUCCAAGUGUUGGAGAGAGGAAUAUCAUAAGGCCCGGCAGAAACAGAUUCAAGAAGACUGGGAGCUGGCGGAGCGGCUUCAGCGUGAAGAGGAAGAAGCCUUUGCCAGCAGUCAUAGCACACAAGGGGCACAGUCUCUCACCUUUUCCAAGUUUGAGGAAAAGAAAACCAAUGAAAAGACACGUAAGGUGACUACAGUGAAGAAGUUCUUUAGUGCUUCUUCCAGGACAGGAGCCAAGAAGGUGGCUCAAGAGAAAAACCUUAAGCAAGGACAGCUUGGGAGGGAGCGCAAUGCUGAUAACAUUCUCAGGGACUUGAAGGAGAUAUUUACUCCCUCCUGGGAGCUGGCUUCCCCUACUGAAGUGUUGGCUGGCAAACUGAGAGCAGAGAUUCAGGAAGCUAAGGCUCCUAGCCCUUCCAUAAACAGGCAAGCCAGCAUUGAGACAGAUCGAGUGUCCAAAGAGUUUAUAGAGUUUCUCAAGACCUAUAAUAAACCUGGUCAAGAUAUUUACAAGCAGUGCAAAAUGUUUCUGGAAGCAAUGCAUCACAAAAGGGAAUUAAGUAUUGAGGAACAAUCUGAAUGUGCCCAAGACUUCUAUCAAAAUGUAGCAGAGAAAUUACAGACCCGCUGGAAAGUGUCCCCUGAAAGAGUUGAAAAAGCAAUGGAUCAGAUUGAAAAAUACAUCAUGACUCGACUGUAUAAAUAUGUGUUCUGCCCUGAAACAACAGAUGAUGAGAAGAAGGAUCUUGUUGUGCAAAAGAGAAUCAGGGCUUUACAUUGGGUUACUCCUCAGAUGUUAUGCGUUCCUGUCAACGAGGAAAUUCCAGAAGUCUCUGAUAUGGUUGUGAAAGCAAUUACAGAUAUUAUUGAAAUGGAUUCAAAGCGAGUUCCCCGUGAUAAAUUAGCAUGCAUCACCAAAUGCAGCAAACAUAUAUUUAAUGCUAUAAAAAUCACAAAAAAUGAGCCAGCUUCUGCUGAUGACUUCUUACCAACGCUUAUAUACAUCGUUCUGAAGGGAAACCCACCCCGUCUGCAGUCAAACAUCCAGUAUAUAACUCGCUUCUGUAAUCCAAGCAGGUUAAUGACAGGAGAAGAUGGCUACUACUUUACCAAUCUGUGCUGUGCAGUGGCCUUCAUUGAAAAGCUAGAUGCUCAGUCUUUGAAUUUGAGCCAGGAGGAUUUUGAUCGCUACAUGUCUGGCCAGACAUCCCCGAAGAAGCAAGAAUCUGAAAACUGGUCACCUGAUGUAUGCCUUGGUGUUAAGCAAAUGUAUAAGAACUUAGAUCUCCUGUCUCAGUUGAAUGAGAGACAGGAAAGAAUUGUCAGUGAAGCCAAGAAACUUGAGAGAGACCUCAUUGAUUGGACUGAUGGGAUUACCAAGGAAGUUCAAGAUAUUGUUGACAAAUAUCCAUUGGAGAUUAAACCAAAAAAUCAAGCCUUAGCAGCUAUUGACUCUGAAAAUGUAGAGAAUGACAAGCUGCCCCCGCCAUUGCAGCCUCAGGUUUAUGCUGGAUAAUAAAUGAUCAGUAUUCACUCCAGAAGGAAUCCUUUCUGUCCCCUCUGUUACUACAGCUGCUUGAAAAGGGGAAUAAAUUCAAGGCAAAAUAUCAAAUAAGUUUAAAUCAGUACAUUUUUAAAGGUACAGGCUUUUUGUUUUGUGUGUAAUAAACUGUAUUUAUUUUAGUCAUAGUAGGUUUCUAUUAGGCUUUUGUGGUUUUUCAAAUGAAUUUAAAUUUUCUACACAAGCCAGUGUAAUUUUUAAGCAACACUAGUCCGUUGACAACUUUUUUUCCUGAAAGCUUCCUUCUCAGCAUGCACUUACGCAUUUUAAAUUUAAGUUAAACUGAUUAUUUAAAAAAAAAAAAAAAAAGCAGAAAUGGAAAGGUACCCAUGUUAGUAUGAGAAUUAAUUCUAUAGUUGUAAAGAUGAAAGAUAUAUUGUAUAAUAUGUAGAAUUGUAAAUAGGUUUAAAAAGUUUAAUGUUGCAACUUUGCAUGGUAUCUUGUGUAAUUGGUACAAAACAAUAUAUGAACAUGUCUGUUUUUAGCACCUUCUUAGUUGAAUAAUUUCACAGGAAGCGGGCAAGUAACUGUUAAUACAUAUCAGUAGGCUUGAUGGUAAAGAGUAGCUAGAGGGAAAAUCUUUCUGCAAUUAAGAUUUGAAAGCUUAACAGUGUCAGAAGUCGUACAAACUUGACAAUAUUGUAGUAUUCUUAAUCUUCAGAAUCAUUCUUUCUAAAAGCCCUGUGACAUCUAAAUAUUUUUAAGCAUUUUAACCCUGUUUUGUCCAGUAGAUGCAGGCAUUUUUCAAAAGGUUUUGAGGCAAGUUUUAAAAGGGGAGGAAAAUAAUAAAAAAUUGUACAGACUUGAAUCACCGAUAGAGGAAAAUGGCUCAGGAGUUGGGUCAGUGGUAAGACUUCUUUUCCUAGUAGUGUGCCUAUAACUUCUUGCCAUCUUUCGCUGAUGGGUCAUGCUUUGCCUGCCUCUGGACAAUCCAGGUAUGCAUCAUACGUUCAUAUUUUACACGCUGCUUUACUGAGAGCUUCGGCCUUUAACGGCGAGAAAGAGCACAUUAAUUUUUUACAAAAUUGCACUAUUCUGGGCUUCAGCAAGAGUUUUUUUUUUGAGUGAUGAAAGUGAACAAGCUAAGCCUCUGAGCAACAAGUUGGUUAAUACAAUUAAUUACUUUACGAAAGCUUUACAUCAUUGUGUACCCUUCCGUGUGAAGAAUAAUCUAAUGGUUUACUCUUCUGAAAAUGUAACCUUACAGUAUAAUUUUUUAUUCCAAUGAAACAUUUUAUAUAACUUCUAGUUAAUCUAGUCUGCUGUGUCUUGUUUGCCUACCUGUGAUAUUUCAUGUUUUCGGAAGAUACUUUCCUUUGCUUGGGCUGUUGUUAGCCAACAUUAAAUUUUACCAUCAAGGGGAAGAGCUACCUACCUCUUCACGGUAUUCCACUGCUUUAAAAAUGCAGACACUUCAAAAUUUGCACUGCAAUAAUUUCAGACCAAAACUGUGAUUUGUCCUAUUUUUAACUGUCAAAUUGAUGUAUUUAACCUUUUGAACUAUGCAUUCCUAGUGUUUCAGAGGUAAUUAGGAACUCACAAUUCCCUGCAGAGAUGAAGCAGUGAUUUAAUCAGCUGAUCACAGGAAAUUACUUCAAGAGUAGUUAGUGUAUCUUGAUGGCUCUACUCUUAGACUGUUUAAGACUUGAUCAGUGCUUGCAGUACUCAAUGCUGCCAAGUCUCUUUUCUUUACAUACACUAGGUGCUAAUUCUAAUAUCCAGGUACCAUUGUUUCUUUCAUUAAAAAAACAAACAAACCAACGAACUUUUAGCAACUGUAUAAAUUGCUGUGUUAAAUAAAACCAUGUACAUAA